AUGGUUAACUAUACUCAAUUUUCUCCCGGCAAAGUAUCCACCGAAGAAGUGAAGCUAUGGAAUCCAUCCAAGAUCCUAGGAAUUAUCAAUCCCGAUAACGAUCGCCUCACAUGCGUCGGCGAUGCCCCCUCACAAAGACGACGCUGUCGAAAUCCGAUCCGAGCAGACAAUCAAGCACUUAUUACGAAGGCUCUAGACGAGAUUGCGUAUCUGCCUCCUGAUAGCCCUGCUGUGAUGACAAAAUUGCGAGCUAUUGCUGGACCGGCGCUGUGUGUUAGGUAUCAUCAGAGUCAAGCUGAAACAGUCGUGAUGCAGUGGCAGAGGAAGAUUCAGCCGUUGAAAACAGAGAUUGGGGAACGGAAACCUGCCAAGUCGGUCCAGAGCAGGAGACUGGAAAAGCCUGCGCGAGAUCGAAGGGUAGAGGGUAUCCAGGAUGUAUUAAAAGAAAUGAGGGACGCUUUGGCGAACCUGCGAGAAGAGAUUAACAACCAACGGCACCAAAGUCAAGAAUGUGAAGGGCCAGAAGAGCGAGCUGUAGAGGAUCGCCAAGAACAAGAACGCAAACAUCGGAGGAGCGAGGAGAGGAAUAGGGAGGCGAGGAGGAAGGAGAGCGAGCGUUUGGAGAAGGAGCGUUUGGAGAAGGAGCGUUUGGAAAAGGAGCGUUUGGAGAAGGAGCGUUUGGAGAAGGAGCGUUUGGAGAAGGAACAUUUGGCGAAAGAGAAAAGAGAAAAAGAAGAAAAGCAACGACGAGAGCGCAUUCGCCAGCGAGCCCAAAAGCUACAUGAAGAACGCGAGCGAGAAAAGCGAGAAAAGGAGCAAAAAGAGAGAGAGGAGUGGAACCAACUGUGGGCAAAGUAUCAGGAACGGUGGGCGCAGCUCAAAGCCUCUGCUUCUGAUAUCAGAGAGGGGAAUAUUCGAGAUGCCAUUCCUUGGCCGGUCAUGUCAGGUUCAUAUCCUGAUGUGAAGAAUUCGAAUGUUAAGGAGUUCUUCCAAAAGACGGUGUCAAGGGAUGAAAAUAUGGUGAAACUUAUGCGGAAGGAGUGUUUAAAGUGGCAUCCUGAUAGAAGGUGCACCUGGCUCCGAGGCGCUCAACUCAGUGAUGUUGAUGAAAUGAUUGUUGACAUGAUUUGUCGCGUGGUAACGGGGUUGCUAAAUGAAUUUGCUGAGAGGUCGUCUAAAUUUUUGGAUUGA
Venustampulla echinocandica is the source of this 1191-nucleotide messenger RNA. RefSeq lists its product as uncharacterized. The record is from RefSeq and is a predicted model, not a curated record. The transcript has a single exon. Gene Ontology annotation, biological process: canonical NF-kappaB signal transduction. Lineage: Eukaryota; Fungi; Ascomycota; Leotiomycetes; Helotiales; Pleuroascaceae. Bases 1 to 1191 code for a protein of 396 amino acids.